CUUGUCAUUUUAGAGAAAACUGAUAUUUUGUAAAUUAUGGCAUCAUAUUUUGAUGAACACGAUUGCGAGCCUUUAAAAGAUGGUGAACAGCCAAAUCAUUUGCUUCAUAUGGCCAGGCUACUUCUGGAUAGUGGAUUAGCAGCAGAAUGGAAUUUAGAGUAUGAAGCGGCAUUUGGUGGAGAGAGAAAAGUCCCUCCUGCAUCUAAAAAGUUUGUUGAAGAAUUACCAAGGAAAAUAGUAUCACCAACUGAAGCUGCUUUGGAAAAGAAGUGCCCAGUGUGUUUAGGACUGCUUGAUGAAGAAGAUGAGACAAUUGAGCUUCCAAAGUGUUCUCACAGGUUUCAUUCCAGCUGCAUUUUGCCUUGGUUACAGCAAGUGAAUAACUGCCCUAUGUGUAGAGAGGAGUUUCCCACAGAUGACUCAGAUUAUGAAAACUACAAGAAACACAAGGCUAGAGCAAAGCAACGAGAAUUUGAAAUAGACACUCUGCAUGAUGCAAUGUUUAAUUGAUUAGAAAUACAUAAUUUAUACAUGUACGUACUCUAUAUAUAAAUGUUGAUCUUUACACCCGGUAUCUUGUUUUGUGGACCAUGUGCAAUUCUUGUAUGUAGUGAGGGAAUAUUUCUGAGUUUGACUAUUAGGCGUAGGGUGUAAGAGCAACUUGCAGUGUACAUAAUUAUAUUGAUAUAACCCAUCUCAGGUGCUCUUUUUUAAUUCUUAUUUUAAUUGCCCAUUAUUAGAAAAUUUGUUGGAAAGUUUAUGUCUAGUAUCAAUAAGUUAAACAUAUUCAACAUUUUUUAUACUUUUUUUAUAAUUUAAUUGAGUAAAACAAAUUUUGAAAAGAACAUGUUCAUUAUUGAUUAUAUCACUGUCAUUAUAACAAAAUAUUACAUUUUUUACUGCAAAAAAAUAUAUGAACAAUUUUAUCUUGAUUAAAUUAUAUAGAGAAAGCACACAUAUUUGACAAAAAUUUCAAUUUUUUUCACUACUUAUCGCUGUACUGCAAAAGCAAGCGCAUCAGUGAACAUAAAGGUUCCCUUUACUUUGUUAGCAUAUAAAUUAGUGAUGGAGUUGGUUGUUGAUGGUAUACAAGUUAUUAGACAAAGUGUGAUAUUGUUGACUGGAUGUCCAUGUUAUACAAAAUUUGACGACCAGCUGCUAUCCAGUAUUAAUACUUUACUGGUAUCAGUUUAUAUCUUUAUGUUGAUACAUCUAUUUUCACACAUCCUCGCAAUGACAGGGGCCGCGAGUCAACAUGUUCCCACGGCAACGUGUUGACUCAGGACCCCUGGCAUUGCGAAUAUGAUUUUCACACUGCUGUAAUAUGGAUUAGUGUCUCCUUGAUAUAACAUAAAUAUAAUAUCAUAAAUACUUAAGUUUUGAAUAAUUGAUUUUAGGAAGUCACAAGUGCUUGAGGACAGGAGCCCCUCCUCCUCUUCCCCCUUCCUCUGGCCUUUUUUGACCGUUUUUCAUAAAUCAGCUUUCAACUUUGACAUAUUUGUGAUCUAAUCCAUACCUACAAACCAAAGUUGCCUAAAUAAAAUUUUAUUUAAAAGAAUCAUUUCCCGCUCCAUAUAUAAAGUGGAUCUAUUUCCCGGGGGGGGGGGGGAGUUCUGUCCUCAAGUUGAAAAUUGCUGUGAUUUGCAAAUCUUAUUAUCUUAUUAUUGACCUUUACAAUGUCUUUGUUAAUUUAGAUGUCAGUAAAAUAAAUUAUUUUUUUUUAAUU
Molecule: messenger RNA, 1726 nt
Organism: Saccostrea echinata
Lineage: Eukaryota; Metazoa; Mollusca; Bivalvia; Ostreida; Ostreidae
Product: E3 ubiquitin-protein ligase RNF181-like
Exons: 6
Coding region: 37-510 (157 amino acids)
Biological process (GO): protein ubiquitination
Cellular component (GO): cytoplasm
Molecular function (GO): ubiquitin protein ligase activity
Source: RefSeq, a predicted model, not a curated record